CACAUGUAUGUUGUUGAGAACAUGGAGCAUUAAAAGUUAAGUCACUUGCUAUCAACAGCCUCAUCCUUCAAACACGAACAUGACAUGGUACCAGGAGUAAACUCGACUUGACGACAUGGAUUUAAAAUCACCGGAGAGUUUGAAACUAACGGGGAAUGUCGACGAGAACUGGCGCACCUUCAAACAGCAGUUUCACCUGUACAUUGCGGCUAUGGGACACGAGACAAAGCCGGAGGCGAGAAAGGUAGCGCUGCUGCUAACAAUAGCAGGGCCACAGGCCAUAGAAGUAUUUAACACGUUUGUGUUUGACACUCCUGACGAUAAUGGAAAGUUGGAUGUAGUGCUUAGCAAAUUUGACGCUCACUGUUCUCCGAAGAAGAACGAGACGUACGAAAGGUACGUGUUUCGGUCUCGUACGCAGCGGCAGCAUGAGCCAUUUGAUAGCUUCCUGACGGACUUGCGGCUAAAGGCGCAGUCCUGCAACUUCGCGACGCUGAAGGACUCCAUGAUCCGGGACCAGAUAGUCUUCGGCGUGGAGGAUAAAAAGGUCAGAGAGAGGCUACUACGAGAGGUGGAGUUGACGCUGGCGGGAGCCAUUAAGAUCUGCCAGGCGAGUGAGCUGUCCCAAAAGCACGUGAGGACGUUCAGCGAGAUGUCUGCAGUCGCCUCGGCGCAGAGCGACAACGCGGCAGCGGUAGGAGCAGUGUCGUACCAGCGGAGACAGCGCACACAGACCCGGCCUGCACGGCAGUCGGAGGACGAGAUGAUAAGCUGCAAGCGCUGCGGCACAAAGCACAAGCCCCGACAAUGUCCAGCGUUUGGUAAGCAAUGCUCAAGUUGCCAAGGCAAGAAUCAUUUUGCUAAACAGUGCUUCUCCAAAUGGAAAGAGGGGAAGAAAGGAAAAACUGUAAACAUAGUAGAUGAGCCUGAUCUCAGUGACACGUUCUUUGUUGGCAUGGUAAAUUUGGAAAGUGAACAAAUAAGUAAACCAGACAAUGUAAAUGACGUCACUGGAGAAGAUAAAUGGAUAGCUACUCUAAUGAUAAAUGGGACUGUAGUCACCAUGAGAUUGGACACGGGUGCAAAAGCAAAUCUAAUAAGCAUGUGUGAUGUAAAGGCAAUGAAAAACAAGCCACAAAUAAAAAGAAAAGAAUCUGGACUUAAGGACUACAAUGGACAACCAAUUAAAUGUUUGGGCACAUGCAGGCUGAGUGUCACAGUUAAAGGAAAAGUGCACCACCUAUGCUUCUUUGUUGUGAAUGAGGGACGUGAAUCACUUCUGGGUGACAGAGCCUGUGAAGAACUAGCACUUGUGAAAAGAGUGUAUAGCAUUAUCCCAAAAAAUGACUCGAUGGAAACAAUUGUUCAGAACUUUUCAGAUGUUUUCAAGGGUUUUGGUGUUUUGCCCUUCACAUAUAAAAUACAAUUGAAAGAAGAUGCCCAACCAGUUGUGCAUGCAGCACGCAGAGUUCCAGCCCCACUGAAAGACAGCCUAAAGAAGGAACUCGACAGAAUGAUCAUGCUGGGGGUGAUCAAAAAGGUUAAUGAGCCUACAGACUGGGUCAACUCAAUGGUCAUCACAAAGAAAAAGAAUGGUGAGUUGAGAAUAUGUAUGGACCCUAAAGAUCUAAAUGAGAGCAUUAAGCGUGAACAUUAUCAAAUACCUACACGUGAAGAGAUCAUCAGUGAAAUGUCAGGUGCCAGCUACUUCACAAAGCUUGACGCCUCACAAGGUUUCUGGCAGCUGAAACUGAGUGAAAGCAGCACAAUGUACUGUACCUUUAAUACGCCCUUUGGCAGACACUGUUUUCUCAGACUGCCUUUUGGAAUAAAGUCAGCACCUGAAAUAUUUCACAGAGCGAUGGAGCAGAUCAUCGAGGGCUUGGAUGGAGUUCGAGUCUACAUAGAUGACAUCAUCAUAUGGGGAUCCACAGCCCAAGAGCACAAUGAGAGACUAAGCAGAGUUAUGGAACGCAUAAAAAAGUAUGGACUAAAACUAAACAAAAGUAAAUGUGAGUUUGGUGUUCAGGAGAUCCUUUUCCUUGGAGACAAGCUGUCUGCACGUGGUGUCCAACCAGAUCAAGAAAAAAUAUGUGCAAUACAGAACAUGCCAAGGCCCACAGACAAAACCGGUGUGCUACGCAUCAUGGGGAUGGUCAAUUUUAUAGGUAAAUUCAUUCCCAAUUUGACAGCAAAGACAUCUUGCAUACGAGAGCUUCUGCACAAGGACUGUGAUUUUAAAUGGACAGUGAAACAUGAGCAUGAGUGGCAAAAACUCAAGAACACACUGACUACAGCACCUGUGUUGUCAUUUUAUGACCACACAAAGAGGAUAAAAGUGUCAACCGAUGCUUCCAAAGAUGGUAUUGGUGCCGUUCUACUCCAGGCUGAGGGUGAGCACUGGAAACCGGUAGCCUAUGCAUCUCGGGCUAUGACAAAAUCGGAAUGUCGGUACGCUCAGAUCGAAAAAGAAUGUUUGGGACUGGCAUAUGGUUUGGAGCGGUUUCAUAGCUAUGUGUACGGCCUGCCGUCCUUCACAGUUGAAACUGAUCACCGACCGCUGGUUGCCAUCAUCAAAAAGAAUCUGAAUGAAAUGUCACCGCGGAUUCAACGGUUGAUGAUGAAAAUGCAAAGGUAUGAUUUUGAACUGAUAUAUACUCCAGGUAAACACCUAAUCCUUGCUGAUGCCCUAUCCAGAGCAACUACAGGCGACAGUGUGAGUGCAACAGAUGAGGACAUACAGUGUCAUGUGAACAUGGUGUCUGCUACACUGCCUGUGUCAGACACAAAGUCAAGACAAAUCGCUGAGGCUACAGCAACGGAUGCUGAGUUACAACAUGUCAUGAGGAACAUGGAUGAGGGAUGGCCGGCUGGCUCAUGUCCACUAUUUUAUCACGUCAGAGGUGAGCUCAGUACUGUGGAUGGACUGCUGUUGAAAAAAGGCAGAAUUGUUAUUCCACAGGCUUUGAGAAUGGACAUUUUGCACAGGAUACAUGAAGGCCAUCUCGGCAUUGAAAAAUGCAAAAGGAGGGCGAGAGAGUCGGUUUUCUGGCCCGGACUGAAUAAAGACAUUGAAACACUCAUAAAUAAAUGUGAAACAUGCCAGAAACACAGGAACAAGCAGAGCAAAGAGCCUAUGGUGGUUGCUGAGGUGCCAACCGCACCAUGGCACAAAGUAGGAAUGGACUUGUUUCAUCUCAGAGGUAAAGACUAUUUAGUGGUAGUAGAUUACUACUCAAACUUCCCUGAAAUGGCGCUACUAGCAGGCUUAACGUCAACUUGUGUAAUAACACAUGCUAAAUCUAUAUUCGCCAGGCAUGGCAUUCCACACACUGUAGUGAGCGACAACGGCCCAUGCUUCAGCAGCAAAGAAUGGCAGAAGUUUGCGGUGCAAUAUGAUUUCCAGCAUGUGACGUCAAGCCCACAUUAUGCACAAUCAAACGGGCAAGCGGAAAAAGGAGUUCACAUUCUAAAGCAACUCCUAAAGAAAGCAGCUGACAGUGACUCGGAUCCGUAUCUGGCUUUAUUGAGCUACAGAGCAUCACCUCUUCAGUGCGGACUAUCACCAGCUGAACUGCUGAUGAAGAGGAAGCUACGAACAACCUUGCCGAGUCAUUCAAACAAUAUAAUAAAGCAAAAUAACCCCUCAAAUAUUGAACAUAAGCUACGACAACAGAAGAUGAUGCAAAAGUCAUUUUAUGACAAAACAACCAAGCGUCUUCCUCCACUGACUACCAACAACACAGUCAGGAUUGAGGAUACUGAUGGAUGGAGUACAAAAGCAACAGUCCUGCAAGAAGUUGCUCCAAGAUCGUACACGGUGAGAACUGAUGAUGGACAAAUCCUCAGACGCAAUCGUCGCAGUCUGUUAAAGACUCCUCAAGGGACUGUUGGUGAGCUUAGUGUAACUUGUGGUGAAUCUCAGGUAAUACCCACACCUGUUAUGGACUGUAACGCUGACUGUAACACACCUACUCCAAAUGAACCUGAGUUAAGAAGGUCCACAAGAGAAAUCAAAAGACCUGAUAGACUGAACUUGUAAACAAAGAAAAGUCAAUAUGCAUGUUAAAUAUGUUGAACAAAAUGUAUAUUGAUUGUUGUGAAAGUGUUAUAAAUAGUA
Entelurus aequoreus (snake pipefish) is the source of this 4120-nucleotide messenger RNA. RefSeq lists its product as uncharacterized. The record is from RefSeq and is a predicted model, not a curated record. Lineage: Eukaryota; Metazoa; Chordata; Actinopteri; Syngnathiformes; Syngnathidae. The coding region runs from base 116 to 4042 and encodes 1308 amino acids. Gene Ontology annotation, molecular function: nucleic acid binding. The transcript has a single exon. Gene Ontology annotation, biological process: DNA integration.